AUGGCUUUGGCUAUCGCAAAACAGAUGGACCCGACGCCCGACUUGCUCAUCGUCGAGCUCGCCGCAUUGUUCCACGACGUCGCAGACAAAAAGUACACCAAACCCACCGACCCGACCCUGUCCCAAACCCUCACCCCUCUCCUCUCCCCGCACCUCCCCCAACCCAAAAUCGACUUGAUCCUCUCCAUCAUCCCCUCCGUCUCCUACACCUCCGAGCUCUCCCUCACCCGUGCCACCCCGACCCGAUGGACGUGGCAACAAACAUGCGCGGAGCUGCACGCAGUGCAAGAUGCCGAUCGUCUUGACGCUAUCGGCGCUGUGGGGGUGAUGCGGUGUGCGGCUUACAGUUCGAAUGUGAGGCGAAAGCUGUUGGUGGAUGAUGUGGAUGGGGAGAGUGCGGAGGGGCAUUUUGAGGAAAAGUUGUUGAGGGUGAGGGAUAGGAUGAAGAGUGUUCCGGGGAGGGAGGAGGCGGAGAGGAGGCAUCAGACUAUGCUGGACUUUCUUGCAGCUUUGGAAGGGGAAAGAGAACGUAUGUUAUAG
Cryptococcus wingfieldii CBS 7118 is the source of this 540-nucleotide messenger RNA. RefSeq lists its product as hypothetical. Lineage: Eukaryota; Fungi; Basidiomycota; Tremellomycetes; Tremellales; Cryptococcaceae. Bases 1 to 540 code for a protein of 179 amino acids. The transcript has 3 exons. The record is from RefSeq and is a predicted model, not a curated record.